Stegostoma tigrinum is the source of this 6238-nucleotide messenger RNA. RefSeq names its product podocalyxin-like 2 (gene podxl2). The record is from RefSeq and is a predicted model, not a curated record. The transcript is spliced from 8 exons. NCBI's taxonomy places the organism in Eukaryota, Metazoa, Chordata, Chondrichthyes, Orectolobiformes, Stegostomatidae. Bases 454 to 2022 code for a protein of 522 amino acids.
CAGUGAGACUAUUUCUGCUUUUCAGUCUGUCUCCCUGAGAACAGAAAAUUGACAGGAGCUGGCAAACUCACCGUGUAGGGGAGAAGGGGAGGACGGAAGAUGGCAACUUAUUUGCAAUAGUUUUUAAAAAUAUACUGCAGCAGUGAGCAGAGGGAAAGGCAAAAGGCUAGUUAAGAAAAGAGCUGCAUUUUGUGAAAUUAAUUGCACGUAAGUUUGCAUUGAUUUCUGUACAGUGUGAGAUGGACCUGCUCAAACAGCCUUGGUGUAAUUGUGUCUGUCAUAUGCGAGGACAGUAAGGGAGAGGGGAGGGCUGCAUUUUCUCCCAGAGGAUAAAGGAACCUCAUCGAGAAACCUCCCAGAGAAUUCCAUUCCUUCGGAGGAAGGGGCAGGCAGAGGAGGGGCUCGGAGAAAGGAAACAAAAUCACACUCUGCCUCGCUUUCUGCAUCCCGACCAUGAGCUUGAGACAAUCUCUCCUUUGUGCACUGGUUUUUUAUGUAGGUAUGUUAAGCUCUGCGCUUUCAAUGGCUGGAGAGGCAGCCACUGGUCUACUCACAGCUGCUCCCGGGAAGGAGCCCACCAUUGUGUCUUAUCUCUCGGACCUCACAUCAGCAGAAGCAGAAACAGUGGCAUCGUGGACCGAAGAUGACAGGGCAGGUGGAUCGGUGGCUGAAAUAUCACCAGCCGGGGAAGGCUUUCGGGACGAAUUGAGCAGCUCACCAUCUGCUCCAUCCUGGAAUGCUGGAGUCACUGAACAGCCAAGCCUCUCCUCAGACUCCAGUUCCCCUGACCCUCUGCCCAUCGCUGGAGCUGGUGAAUUGGAUGAAAUCGGUGCAUUUGUUUCCUUGCCGCAGGCCUGGGUAUCCCCAGGCACCAGGUCCACACCAUCAGGCCACACAGGGAAGCAGGCAGUUCCCUCCAGCUUACCAACUGGUGUCCGGUUCACUCGACCUGGCUUGGCAGCAGACAGCCCAGACAGGGAUUCCCAAGAUGCUUUAGGUGAUAGCGUCCCGACGAAGGAAUCUGACCAACAGGAUAGCACGGAUGCUCCAUCGUCUGGAACGAGCGCACCAGACCUGCCGGCCACUGCCUCGGAUUUUCCAACAACCGUUCCUGCCACCCAGCCCUUGCUGCCGUCGCCCCAGCUCCCGCCCAGCAGUACGGUCCUCGGCGGAUUGGUUGCCACAGACACUGGCGGGGAGGGGCCAGGUUUCAUCGGGAUGAAUCCUGAGCACCCACCUUGGCUGGAAGGUCCAUCAACGCGGCCAGGGUCCGCUUCCAAGGAUGCCACUGGUACCAGAACCACUACAGCCGAGGAGGAACCCCAGGGGCCCAAACAGCAGGUUACUUGCAGAGACUGGAGCAAAUUAGCUGGAAAGAAUUACGUUAUUCUCAACAUGACUGAAAACACUGAAUGUGAAGUGUUUCGGACUCGGGAAGGAUUAAAGCUGCUGAAGCUGGUGGCACAGUCAUUCUCCAGGAAACUGAGCACCCCUGCUGACUCGUGGCUGAUAUCGCUGAGCAAACCCAGUGAGGACGAGAAACACCUCCUGAUGAUGCUGGCCAGUGAUCGAGGUACAAUACCGGCAAAGGAGGUCCUCAUGAUGUUGGGAGAAGUGAAGGAAAACCUGAAAGAGAUUGGGAUCCACAACAUCACAUCUGCUGCAGGUUGCCAAGGGAGACCCAGCCAUCCCCGUGGAGAUUAUGGAAAACUCUUUGUUGUGCUCGUUAUCAUUGGCUCAAUCUGCGCAGUGAUCAUUGUCUCGGGCCUUGUCUACAUCUGCUGGCAACGAAGACUUCCAAAGUUAAAGAACAUGUCUCAUGGCGAGGAACUCCAUUUUGUUGAGAAUGGUUGCCACGACAACCCGACCUUGGACAUAACCAUAGACAGCACAUCAGAGAUGCAGGAGAAGAAGCCCAGUGUGAAUGGCGAUGCAGUGGAAUGUUCUGGAGGCUGGAGCACGCUCAUCACAAAAGGGUCAAAAGAUGAGCCAGAUAGUUUUGAAGAAGACACCCACCUUUAGGAGCCUUCACCAUUUGCAAUUUAGUAUAGAGGAUAUAUUUUGUUUUGAUGGACCCCUGUACUUUGCACAGAGGCAUCAUUGCUUCACAAGAACCGAUCCACUGCUGCAUCCUAAUGCUACAAUAUCCCUUCACUCUGUCACGCCACUAGUCUCCGGUUCAACAAAAAGAAAAGCACUGAGCCAGUGGAAUUUGUUUGGUGCAUAUCUCGAGCGGAACCAUCUUAAAUUGAAAGUGGCCAAUCAUUUCUACAUGGGAAAAGCAGAGUAUUUCACAGAUAUCACUUAUUCCUUUCCGUGCCCCAUAUUUGAGUCCAAUCCAUUGAUUAUAUAUAGAGCUUGUAAGCAUAUUAUUAUGCCUGUUCCUUCCUAGAGCACAGUGCAGAAUCACUGACUGCAUUUAGCACAGGGUUUAUAAAAAGCCUACAGGAAUGGCUGGAACAAUUAACGUCGGGAAUCAGUGUUAAGGCUGAGGGCACAUUACUAAGGUUGAGGUUAAAGUACAUUGUCCUGGAUUUUGUCAUUGUAAUGCGUCAAAGUGAAUGGCCUACCGCUGGCAUGACAGUUGGGAAGCUUUGGUCAUUUUCGGCUAGUGUUUAAAGAGGUUUAGUCUGUUCCUGGGCGGAGUGGAAGAGUUUGAGGUUUACCGUGCACCGGAGAAUAGGAAAUUUUCCAACUCUCCAUCCUCCUCCUUGGCAAAGCACAAUGUUCACCACAGAAGAACAACAAAACAGGUGUGCUGUCGUAGUAGCAACUUAUUUGGAAGGCAGUAUGAGAUGACUGAAUGUGAGUUCAUUGUCCCUCCUUAUUGCCUUUUAACACAGGUAGCCUAAUGACAAGAUUUACAGCAAUGAUGUCAUAGAAUACGCAUAAAAACUAGUAAGCAGCAACUAGUGGUCUCAAAAACAGCCUUAGUUUCUGAAGUCCAUUAAACUUCAGCUUUUAUGAUGUAAGUACCUGUCUUAGGUCAUUGGAAUUCUGAAUAUGGCUGACUUAGCCUGAAACUACAAAUGGUAUGAUAGAUGGAGCCACAGUGCAAGGCACAUUAGAAUGUCUGGAUCUGUGCUUACAUGCACCAGCUUACUUUCACCCCAAACUAGGAUGUAUCAUUCUUAGUCAUUGUUACUAUAGAACUUGAAUACAGCUGCAAAAAGACUUGUUUUGUCAAAGCUUGUCACCUUGCCUUUGUCAGGACAACGUACAUGAAAUACUAAAAUGAAUGGAAAGUAGUAUUUGUACUGUAUGAGAGGCGAGUGCUGAUUGGAUGGCAAGUGGAUUUCUGGUGACAGUGGAUGACAGCCAUUCCCUGGCCCAUUUCUCAAGGCAAUGCCUUGACCAGUCAGAGUUAAUCUGCCUUGUUUAAAAUUUAAAUAAAGCUUGACAGUUAAUUGUCAGCAAGAUUAAUUGGUGUGUACAGCAUGGCAAUGCCUGUAUCUAUCAAAGUCCACUCACAACCGAGUUAACACUCUCACAUAGUAUCCAUUCCGUUCUGAGGCAGACAGUUUCAAAGCCACACAAACCUUUGACAGAAAAAGUUGUCUUCUCAUCUUUGUCCUAAAAGGGUGAUGACUAAUUUUAAAAUACAGCCCACAACAGGAAACAUCCCUUCCUUGCCCACCUUGUCAAGACGAUUCAGCACCUUAUACACUUCAAUCAAAUCCUUCCUCCCUGUUCUAAACUCCAAUGGAAACAAACCCAGUCUGUCCAAUCCUUCCUCAUCAGACAUUAUAGUUAUCAGGCUACUAGAUCUUCUCUGAAUCACCUACAAUGCAUUUACAUCCGUCUUUAAAUAAGGAGCCCAAAACUGCACAUUGUAUUUAAGAUGUGGUCUCACCAAUGCCCGUAUAACUGAAGCAUAACAUCCUUACUUUUAUCUUCAAUUCCUCUAGUUUAAAGAGUAGCAUCAUGUUAGCCUUCUUGAUUAUGUGCUGCAAUAAUAACCAUCUUGGAAUUCUGGAAAGAGUCAUUCAGAUCACAGUAAAAGCAACCCCUUCUAAGAUAACAAAGUGCGGAGCUGGAUGAACACAGCAGGCCAAGCAGCAUCAAAGGAGCAGGAAGGCUGACGUUUCGGGUCUAGACCCUUCAGCAGAAAAGGGGGAGGGGGACUAGGCUUGAAAUGUCAGCUUUUGUGCUCCUAAGAUGCUGCUUCGCUUGGUGUGUUCAACCAGCUCUACAUCUUGUUAUUUUAGAUUCUCCAGCAUCUGAAGAAUCCCAUUAUCCCUUACUAUUCUAAUCCCAUUUUCUAGCACUUGGCCCAUAACCUUGUGUGCUUUGGUAUCACAAGUGCACAUCUAAAUACAUCUUAAAUGUUAUGGAGAUUUCUGUCUCUACCAGCCUUACAGGCAAUGAGUUCCAGAUUCCCACCAGCCUCUAAGUGAAAAUGUUCUUCCUCACAUCUCGACUAAACCUUCUGCCCUUUACCUUAAAUUUAUGCCCAUGAUCAUUGGUCCCUUCAAAAAGGAGAAAAGUUCCUUUCUGUCUACCUGUCUGUGCCACGUAUAAUUUAAUACAUUUUAAUCAUGGCCUCUCAGUCUGCUCUGUUCUGAGGAACACAACCCGUGUCUAUAGAAUUUCACAUCAAUAACUAAAACUGUCCAGCCGGGGCUACAUUCUGGUACAUCUCCUCUUCACCCUAUUCGGUGUUAUGACAUCUCUCCUAUAACAUUGAUUUUUCAACUGCACACAUAUAAAACCAAUGUCUUAUACAGCUUUUUACAGUUCCAGUAUCUCAUCCCUGCUUUUAAACUCCUAGCCUUGACUAAUAAAGGCAAGCAUCCUAUAUGCCUUCUUAACCACUUAUCCACCUGUCCUGAUACCUUAUGGGACUGGUGUACAUGCACAGUAAGUUCCCUCUGAACUUCAGUGCUUCCCAGGGUCCUACUAUGCAUUAUAUAUUCCCUUACCAAUUUCUUCUGCCCAAGUGCAUCACCUCUCAUUGAUCAAGGCUGAAUUCCAUUUGCCAUUGAUCAACCCAUCUGACCAGCCCGUCAACAUCCUUUUACAGUCUCAGGCUAUCCUUAUAAAUUUUCGCCAUCCCCCCACAAAUUUUUAUACAGGUAGCUCUGCUAUAAUGCAUAAAGUGAAUUGGCUGUAACAUGAUUUAUGAAUAGUGGAUUCUGUUUGGAUCACGCAAACUUUCUGCUGUACAGGCAUGACAAUUUUCCGUCAUGCGCGUUCAUGCAAGAAUACAACUACCAUGUUAUAGGAGAACAACCUAUAUUGUUUGUGAACUUAUUGAUCAGAUUUACUGAUCAAGUCAGUCUCCAUUUAUGUGUUACUCUUCUUUAUUCUUCCUGCCAAAGAGAAUAACUUCACAUUUUCCCACAUUACAGAUUUUUGCUCACUCACUCAACCUAUCUAAACCCAACUGCAACUUCCUAAGGAUUUUUUCACGACAUACUUUCCUACCCAUCUGUCUCAUUUGUGAAUUUUUCUACCCGUGGUAGAUAAAUCACUCAUCAAAGUCAUUAAUGUAAAUUGUAAAAUGUUGAGGACCCAGCAUAGAACCCUAUUGUACUCACUUGUCACGUGCUGUCAAUCAGAAAAAGACGCAUUUACGCAUUCUCUGUUGUCUGCCAGCCAGCCAGUCUUCUGUCUACACCAGUAUAUCACUUUUGACACUAUAAGCUUUCAUUUUCUGCAAUAAACCUUAGUAGAAAACAGACCCUUUGAUCCAAUUUGUCCAUGCUGACCAGAUAUCCUAAAUUAAUCUAGUCCCAUUUGGCCCAUAUCCCUCUAAACUCUUCCUAUUCAUAUACCCAACCAGAUGACUUUUAAAUAUUGUAAUUAUAUCAGCCUCCAUCACUUUGUCUGACAGCGCAUUCCACACACGCACCACCCUCUGCAUGAAAAAAUUGCCCCUUAGGUCCCUUUUAAAUCUUUUCCCCUCUCAACUUAAACCUAUGCUCUUUAGUUUUGGACUCCCCUGCCCUGAGGAAAAGACCUUGUCUAUUCACCCUAUCCAUGUACCUCAUGAUUCCAUAUAAUGUGGCACUUUUUGGAAGAUGAAUGAUUCAACAAAAUGCAUCAUCUUUCAGCAAUACACUUCAUAGUGGGAUAAAUUCAGAGCCGAGGACAGACAUUCUCCUCCAGAGACAAUGUUAGGGAGCUUCAUCACAUGCCUGAGAUAAUGGGAACUGCAGAUGCUGGAGAUUCCAAGCUAAUAAAAUGUGAGGCUGGACGAACACAGCAGGCCAAGCAGCAUCUCAGGAGCACAAAA